Messenger RNA from Erythranthe guttata (spotted monkey flower), 3348 nucleotides. The record is from RefSeq and is a predicted model, not a curated record. NCBI's taxonomy places the organism in Eukaryota, Viridiplantae, Streptophyta, Magnoliopsida, Lamiales, Phrymaceae.
AUGUGGAUUAACAAAGAUGAGUGUGAGGAGGUGGUCAGACGUGCAUGGGAGGAUAGUGAGGGUACUGAUCCGAUAGAGAAACUUAUCCAAAACACUAGAGCGUGUAGAACGGCCCUCAUUCAGUGGAAUCGUUCGGUGGGUUGCAUGCCUCAGAGAGAAAUUGCCAAAACCCAGCAACGUAUCCAUUUACUUGACUCGCGCAAUCAAACAUCAGAAGUUAAGAAGGAGUUAAGGGAGCUCCGUAAAAAACUUGAGCAUCUGUACAAUGAUAACGACGCAUACUGGAAGCAACGGAGUCGAAUUCAGUGGAUGAGAGAAGGGGACAGGAAUACUAAGUUCUUUCACGCUAAGGCGACGGCGAGGAAGAGGGCAAACACGGUAGAUAAAUUAAAGGACAAACAUGGAAAUUGGCAGACUCGGGGAGAGGACAUUGAAGGGGUUAUAGCAGAAUACUUUGAUCAUAUAUUUCGUUCGACGAGACCGGAGGAGAGUGAGAUAGAUGGGGUUUUAGACUGUGUGACUCCAAGAGUGACAGAUGAGGCUAAUCAGAUUCUCUCGUCUCCUUUCACGACUCAAGAGGUAACACAUGCUCUUUUUCAUAUGGCCCCUUUGAAAUCUCCAGGCCCAGAUGGCCUUCCUGUUCUAUUUUUUACUAAGUACUGGCACAUUUUGGGCUCUAGUGUCAUUGCAUGUGUGCUUGAUUUUCUUAAUAAACGAAUUCUUCCAUCGACCCUUAAUUUCACCUAUAUUGUGCUCAUUCCCAAACUAUCAUCCCCGGAGAAAAUUACUGAUUAUAGGCCCAUAAGUUUGUGUAAUGUGGUCUAUAAAAUAGGGUCCAAAUGUAUAGCUAAUCGUUUGAAACCAAUUUUGCCUGGUAUCAUCUCUCCAACCCAAUCUGCUUUUGUGUCGAAACGCCUUAUAACAGAUAAUGUUCUAGUCGCUUUCGAGGUUAAUCAUUUUAUUCGAACAAACACUAGCAAAAACUCGAACUUUAUGGCGGUUAAACUUGAUAUUAGCAAAGCUUACGAUCGAAUUGAAUGGAUAUUUCUAAAGAAAACCCUUACCCGACUUGGUUUCUGGCCUGAUUUUAUUGAUCUUAUAAUGCUUUGUUUAUCAACCGUCUCUUAUUCCUUUUUGUUUAAUGGUUCCCAGUUUGGAGCUGUCACACCCUCUAGGGGUCUCCGGCAGGGUGACCCUUUGUCCCCGUAUUUGUUUAUAUGUUGUGCAGAUGUUCUUAUUGCAUUAAUUCAGCGGGCAGUGGAGAGAGAUGACCUUAGUGGCGUGAAAAUUGCACCAGCAGCACCUAUUAUUUCCAAUUUGUGCUUUGCAGACGAUACUCUUCUAUUUUGCAAAGCCACGGAAUCCGAGGCUUCGAAACUUAAGGAAAUUCUGACUCAAUAUGCUUUGGUGUCGGGUCAGGAGAUAAACUUUGAAAAGACGACAAUGUGUUUCAGCCCAACGACCGAUCCGGACAUAAUCGAUCGUAUUCACGGUGUUCUUGGAUUUCAUGUUGUGGACAGUCAUGACAAAUAUCUCGGCAUGCCGGCGGCAUUGGGAAGGUCUCGUAGAGAGAUCUUUUUACACCUCCGAGAUAGAGUGUGGAGUAGAAUUAAAGGAUGGGGCGAGAAACAUCUAUCUAGGGCGGGGAAGGAGAUUCUAAUCAAAUCCGUUCUACAAGCAAUCCCAUCAUACUUAAUGAGCUGCUUUGUCCUUCCGAAUGGGCUACUACAAGAAAUCGAGUCAGCUAUCGCAAGGUUUUGGUGGGGCGAGGACUCAAGGCGAAAAAUCCAUUGGAUUUCUUGGCGCAACUUGUGUGAAUCCAAGCGGAAUGGUGGUAUGGGCUUCCGGGACCUUAGGAUGUUUAAUUUGGCUUUGCUGGCGAAACAAUUAUGGAGAGUGUUGACGUCCCCGGAUUUGCUUCUUUCACGUAUUAUCAGAGCUCGAUACUUUCCAAGUGGAGAUAUUUUUAGAGCUGUUGCAGGCAAAAGACCGUCGGCGACAUGGCAAAGUAUGCUCAAGGCUCGCCCGUUCCUAAUUAGAGGGCUUCGUCGCCGUAUUGGAGAUGGCAAGGACACUUCAAUCUGGGCCGAUCCUUGGUUGCGAGAUGAUGGUAAUUUCCAGAUUAUUACUAGACGGCCCAUUUAUUCGAGCUUCCCAGACAAAGUUGCUGAUCUGAUAGAUCCAUUGACAAAUACAUGGAAUGUCGAGCUCAUUCGGGAGCAUUUUUGGGAUAUUGAUCAAAAUAGAAUUUUGGAAGUCCCUAUUGGAAGUGUAUACGCUAAAGACCGAUGGGUAUGGCACUAUUCCAAGAAUGGCCUAUUUUCAGUUCGGUCUUGCUACCAUGUCGUUAUGCAGGGGACUCAAAACUCGAAUGGUAAUUGCCGAGGUGGGAUAGAGUCGACAAGUGGUCUUCAUCCUUGGAGAUGGCAACUUAUUUGGAAGGUUAAAGUCCCACCGAAAAUUAAGGUUUUUCUUUGGUAUGCAUGCUGGGGCAUACUUCCGACAAACGCGGAGCUACGAAGACGCAAAAUUAUUCACUCGCCGGAGUGUCCUCGAUGUGGGUCUCCCGUGGAAUCCAUUAUGCAUGCUCUAACUGAGUGUGGUGGAAUGAGGGAAGUUUGGGAAUCGGAUCCAUUUAGACUAGAGCUGGAAGAUUACUCAUCUGUUUGGAAAUGGAUCGAAAAGCUACAAAGUAAACUUCGCGAAGAGCUAUUCUUACUAGCUGUGGUGGUUAUGUGGAAGGGGUGGGAAACACGGAAUAAAGUGGUGCAUGGAGAGACAGGGCUGAAGUCAGAGCGGAUGGUGGAUUGGAGUCGGGACUACCUACACGCAUUCUGUCAGGCAUUACUUCCAUCAGCAACUAGAAUCGAAGCUACACACCAAAGUCAAUGGAAAGCGCCUCCUAUUGGGUCGAUAAAAAUUAACUGUGAUGUUGGAUUUCCAUCGGGGAAGAAUUUCUACACAGUAGCGGCUGUGGCUCGAGAUAGCGAAGGCAAUUGUUUGCGUUGGGGUAUUCGAAGUUUGGAAGGCCGUCCACGGGUAGAGGAUGGUGAAGCCUUUGUUGUUCUUCAUGCACUAAGGAUGGCCCAACUCCAAGGUUGGAGCUCAAUCAUUAUUGAAGGAGACUGCUUAGAGGUGAUCAACACGUUUAAAGACGGGAUUCUCACGCUCAACUCUUUUGGCUCAUUUGUUGAAGAAGGUUUAAUUAUUGCUCGUUUAUUUUCUCAUUGUGUAUUUCAAUUUGUUAAACGUUCCGGAAAUCUUCUCGCUCAUAGACUAGCUACUCAAGGCUCUUUUAUUUGUACUGAGGAUUUCUCGUUGCCUCUAAACUUGGCCAUGGUGGCCUAA